CAGGUCAUGUGACAUGUUUCCUGAUAAAUAGAAUGAAAACACAGUCAGGGUUCAACGCAACAGAGAAGCAGCGAUGACACCGACCGUUCAAGGACUGAUGUUGGGGAGCCUGAUGCUCGUCUCCCUGUGCGUCGGUGCAGCUGCCAUGUUGGACAGCCGGCUGGACAACCACUGGGAGCUGUGGAAGAAGACACAAGAGAAAGAGUACCGAAACGAGGUGGAGGAUGUGCGCCGCAGGGAAUUGUGGGAGAAAAACCUGAUGCUCAUUACGAUGCACAACCUGGAGGCCUCGAUGGGGCUUCACACCUACGACCUGAGCAUGAACCACAUGGGAGACUUGACGCAGGAGGAGAUGCUGCAGUCUUACGCCACACUCACUCCCCCCACCGGCAUCCAGAGGGCAGCGUCGGCCUUCGUGGGGACGUCGGGCGCCAACGCACCCGACAGCAUGGACUGGAGAGAGAAGGGCUGCGUCACCAGCGUCAAGAUGCAGGGUUCUUGUGGCUCCUGCUGGGCCUUCAGUGCUGCGGGGGCCUUGGAGGGCCAGUUAGCCAAGACUACUGGGAAGCUGGUGGACCUCAGCCCCCAAAACCUGGUGGACUGCUCGAGCAAAUACGGCAACCACGGCUGCAACGGUGGCUUCAUGCACCAAGCCUUCCUGUACGUCAGGGACAACCAGGGCAUCGACUCGGAUGCUUCGUACCCGUAUGUAGGACUGUCUCAGCAGUGCCACUACAACGCCGCGUACCGCGCCGCAAACUGCUCCGGGUACGCCUUCCUGCCUGAAGGGGACGAGGGGUCUCUGAAGGAUGCGCUCGCCACCAUUGGACCCAUUUCGGUGGCGAUUGACGCCACACGGCCCACCUUCGCCUUCUUCAGGAGUGGAGUCUACAAUGACGCGAGCUGCACCCAGAAGGUGAACCAUGGCGUGUUAGCUGUGGGCUACGGCACACUGGGAGGAGUGGACUACUGGCUGGUAAAGAACAGCUGGGGAAAAAAAUUUGGAGACCAGGGCUUCAUCCGUAUGGCACGCAACAAGAACAACCAGUGUGGCAUCGCUCUGUUCGGCUGCUACCCCACCAUGUAGCUGCAGAGGGACUGAAUUAAACCUGCUGCAGAUUAAGUUCCUUUCUCUUUUAUGUAUACAGUAUAUAAACAGUUGGAUUCCACAUUGAUUAAUCCAUUGUUUUACAUGUUUGUUUUUAUAAGGCUUUAAUGCACCUUUUAUUUAGGACAAAAGCCAAAUCUUUAAAUACUAAAGUUAUCGAACUUAAGCAAAACUUGACUGUGUGUUUGUUUGUAACUGACUCUGUGUUUGUAUAUGUGUGUUUGAAUCUGUAAUAAAGGGACAGUUGUACUAAUAUCUGGC
This is a messenger RNA of Anoplopoma fimbria (sablefish), 1369 nucleotides long. RefSeq names its product cathepsin S, ortholog2, tandem duplicate 1 (gene ctss2.1). Gene Ontology annotation, biological process: immune response. Gene Ontology annotation, molecular function: cysteine-type endopeptidase activity. Gene Ontology annotation, cellular component: lysosome. The transcript has 8 exons. Bases 74 to 1087 code for a protein of 337 amino acids. The record is from RefSeq and is a predicted model, not a curated record. NCBI's taxonomy places the organism in Eukaryota, Metazoa, Chordata, Actinopteri, Perciformes, Anoplopomatidae.